Nematostella vectensis (starlet sea anemone) is the source of this 762-nucleotide messenger RNA. RefSeq lists its product as uncharacterized. The record is from RefSeq and is a predicted model, not a curated record. The coding region runs from base 311 to 670 and encodes 119 amino acids. NCBI's taxonomy places the organism in Eukaryota, Metazoa, Cnidaria, Anthozoa, Actiniaria, Edwardsiidae. The transcript has 3 exons.
UGUCGGGGUAUUACGGAACGCAUCAAACUAUGGAAUUCCCCGGCCACAGUGCUGCAAUUCCGGACCCCGCCAUAUCACCAAUAUAAGACCACUCGUUCGCACGUGCAACGUUACAUAGCUUUUGCUGUAGCUUCUAGACGCUUGUUUUGCACCAAACUUGAGAGCCAAGCCCAUCCGCUACCCUUAAACAAUAAGGUUUCGAUACGAAGGGUAUAAAAACGACCAAAAAAGAGAUUAGGUCAGCCAAAAACUUGAACACAGCAAAGAAAUAGACGCCCCAAAAGCAGCAAAUACAGCAUUUCUUAAGAAGAUGAAGACUCAUGUGCUGAUCGUUCCGUUGUGCAUCGUACUAGCUCUGCUGUUGCUGGAAUCCCACGCGCACUUUGGAAUUUACAGACCAACAGCCAGCCCGCGGAACAAAGCACCCAUCCGGACCAAUACGGAGGCUCUAAUAGACGCGAAAGCCAAGCAAAUGGCGAAAAACUUCAUUCGACGAAUGCAGAGAAAGCUCCACCUGAUCCACGUCAACAUCACUUUGCGAUACUUCUUACAGCGAGGUAUCCCUAUCAAAGCAACAGCAAGUCCGAAGACUGUUCGGGUCAUCACGGACAAUAAGCCCGUUGCCACGAUGAUCCCAAGAGCACGCGGGUAUAACGGCCACCGAGCAUGACGAGAUGUCGUACAGAUGUUGUAUUUAUACAUUUAUUUAUCAGUUAAUGUAUUUAUGUAAUUUCUUAUUUCAUAAAAACUAUUAACACAGUC